This is a messenger RNA of Prunus armeniaca (apricot), 387 nucleotides long. Lineage: Eukaryota; Viridiplantae; Streptophyta; Magnoliopsida; Rosales; Rosaceae. The record is from the annotation of a GenBank genome assembly.
AUGGUUUGGCACUUUCCCGCCAAACGCACAGUAAGUCCUAGGGCACCGGUGUGGUACCGGCCGAAGGCUCUCCGAUGCUUAAGUAAGUACGGAUUUAGUAAGUUUGAACUACAGAUCAAUAGGCAGUAUGUCAGUUUCGAUGUGGGAUUGUGGACAUCAAUUGUGGGACUGCCACGUGUCGAAGGGGAUGAGGUUGCCCUAAUGGUGCGACCGGUAGGGAUGAUAUCGAAGAUGGGUGCCGAAGGCACCCAUAGCUCUGGAGUCCCCCAAGUCCUCUUGCGAGAGUUCUCGGAAGGGGAUUUGAAGUUGUCUUCGGAAGGGAAUGCCGUCCUACCGUUCGAGGCUGACGUCGGGGAAGUCAGAAGGUCGCGUCGAGUAGAUGGGUGA